This is a messenger RNA of Solanum dulcamara, 1410 nucleotides long. RefSeq lists its product as uncharacterized. The transcript is spliced from 3 exons. Lineage: Eukaryota; Viridiplantae; Streptophyta; Magnoliopsida; Solanales; Solanaceae. Bases 1 to 1410 code for a protein of 469 amino acids. Gene Ontology annotation, molecular function: acetylglucosaminyltransferase activity. The record is from RefSeq and is a predicted model, not a curated record.
AUGUCAGCUUUCAAAACCACAUUUUGCUUCAAAGACAUUUUCUUGAUACUCAUUUUUAUGUCAAUUUUUUUUAUUGCUCUCAAUUACCAUUCUUCCAUCCUCCACCAAUUAACCUCUUUCUCCUUCGCUAUCGUCACCGCCACAAAAAAUUCUCCGACCACCGUUAACCACCUUGUUUUCUCAAUUGCUUCUUCCUCUAAGACCUUUUCAAAACGCAAAGAAUUCCUCCAUCUAUGGUAUAAACCUAAUUUUACGAAAACUUACGUCUUCUUAGAUCACUUUUCGUCAGAAAUUUUUAAUUCCCCGAAAAACAUCGAUCUUCCAUCGAUUCUCAUUUAUGAUGACAUGUCUCGAUUCCCGUAUACCCAUCGUGCGGGUGCACGUUAUGCCCUUGGCCUAACGUACAUGAUUAAACAAGUGGUUGCGCGUAACGAUCCUAACGUGCGAUGGUACAUUUUCGGGGACGACGAUACAGUUUUUUUCGUGGAUAAUUUGGUGAAAAUGUUAGAAAAAUAUGAUCAUAAUGAAUGGUAUUAUAUAGGAUCUAAUUCAGAGAGCUAUGUUCAAAAUGAUUAUUUUUCUUUCGAUAUGGCAUUUGGUGGAGGCGGAUAUGCAAUAAGUCGUCCUUUAGCUAGGGUUUUAGCUAGGGUUUUGGAUUCUUGUUUGAUGAGGUACCCAAGUCUCUAUGGUAGUGAUGCUAGGAUUUUCUCUUGUUUGGCUGAGCUUGGAGUGAGUUUAACACAUGAACCUGGUUUUCACCAAGAUGAUUUAUGGGGAAAUCUAUUUGGAUUGCUAUCAUCACAUCCAUUAUCACCAUUACUAUCACUUCAUCAUAUAGAAGGUGUACAAUCAGUUUUCCCUAACAUGACCAAAAUUCGAGCUCUACAACAUUUCUUCAAAGCUGCUAACACUGAUCCUGCAAGAAUAUCACAACAAACUAUUUGUUACGAUCGAAAAAAUUCAUUAUCAGUCGCAGUGGCUUGGGGUUACGCGAUACAAGUAUACGAAGGCAAUGUUAAAGUUCCGGAGCUUAUAACAGUUUUAAGGUCGUUUGAUUCAUGGGAUAAAGAUAAGAAAAGACCAUAUUUUAUGUUUAGGACAAAGGUGGAAUCUAGGGGUCCUUGCAAGAAAAUGGUUGCAUUUUUGAAAAGUGUUGACUCUAAUGGAGAUAAAGUUUGGAGUAAUUAUACAAGGCACAGAGUAGUGGGAAAAACAUGCACAAAAGAUGGCAAUAAAGUAAUCAAGAAUUUGGAAGAGAUUAGAGUCUUUUCUACCAAGUUGGAUAGUGAAACUAGACAGGUUAGGGCGCCACGUCGUCAGUGUUGUGACAUAUCAUUAUCGUCCGAGAAAUCUAUGGAUAUUCAAAUCAGACCAUGUGGAAUUGAUGAGUUAAUUACAAUGUCUCCCUAG